AUGACCUCUCUUUUGACAGAUGAGGAGCUCGCAGUCCGCGAGACGGCCCGAUCAUAUUGUCAGUCCAAAUUGUCACCUAGAAUCGUCGAGGCAUAUCGUACGGAGAAUUUUGAUCCCUCGAUCUUGAAAGAGAUGGGCGAGAUGGGCUUGUUGGGAGCUACGAUCAAAGGCUAUGAUUGUGCCGGUGUCAGCAGUGUCGCCUAUGGUCUCAUCGCAAGAGAGGUGGAACGGGUUGACUCGGGCUAUCGAUCAGCCAUGAGUGUCCAGUCUUCAUUGGUGAUGCAUCCUAUCAACGAGUUUGGAAGUGAAGCACAGAAAGAGAAAUAUCUUCCUCGAUUGGCAAAAGGAGAGAUGAUUGGGUGCUUCGGCCUUACAGAACCAAAUCAUGGAUCUGACCCAUCGUCUAUGGAGACCACAGCUAAGAAGACGUCAGAUGGAUGGGUCUUGAACGGAAGCAAGACGUGGAUAUCAAAUGCACCAGUUGCGGACCUCUUUGUGAUCUGGGCUCGAGUUGUGGAGAGCGGAGAGAAGGGUAAAGUUAGAGGGUUCCUGGUUGAGAAGGGAUUACCGGGUCUGUCCGCUCCGGCCAUCAAGAACAAAAUCGCCUUACGUGCUUCUAUCACUGGUUCUGUUUUCCUUGAAGACGUCAGAAUACCGGCAGAUGCUCUCUUACCCAAGUCAUCUGGGUUGGGCUCGGCUUUUUCUUGUCUCAAUAACGCUCGAUACGGGAUAAGCUGGGGGGUUAUGGGUGCCUUGGAAGAUUGUAUAGCAAGGGCGAGGGACUACGCUCUGGAGCGAAAACAAUUCGACAAACCACUUGCAUCAUUCCAACUUGUCCAAAAGAAACUCGCGGAUGCGUCCACUUCCUCCACCUUAGGCUUGUUAGCCUCGCUCCAACUUGGUCGACUAAAAGACCAAGGCACUUGGGCACCCGACAUGGUUUCAAUGAUGAAGCGAAACAACUGCGGCGAGGCUCUCAAACAUGCGAGAAUACUACUGGAUAUAUUGGGAGGAAAUGCCUGUAGCGAUGAGUAUCACGUCGGGAGACAUGUAGCCAAUCUUCAGGUGGCGAACACAUACGAAGGGACUCAUGAUAUUCAUGCUCUCAUCCUGGGAAAAGCGAUGACCGGUGUACAAGCUUUCUCAUGA
Tremella mesenterica DSM 1558 is the source of this 1149-nucleotide messenger RNA. RefSeq lists its product as uncharacterized. Gene Ontology annotation, biological process: fatty acid beta-oxidation using acyl-CoA dehydrogenase; fatty-acyl-CoA biosynthetic process. The coding region runs from base 1 to 1149 and encodes 382 amino acids. Gene Ontology annotation, molecular function: fatty-acyl-CoA binding; glutaryl-CoA dehydrogenase activity; flavin adenine dinucleotide binding. Gene Ontology annotation, cellular component: mitochondrial inner membrane. Lineage: Eukaryota; Fungi; Basidiomycota; Tremellomycetes; Tremellales; Tremellaceae. The transcript has 10 exons. The record is from RefSeq and is a predicted model, not a curated record.